Botrytis cinerea B05.10 is the source of this 776-nucleotide messenger RNA. It is a transcript of the gene Bcrpc19, whose product is annotated as Bcrpc19. Lineage: Eukaryota; Fungi; Ascomycota; Leotiomycetes; Helotiales; Sclerotiniaceae. The transcript is spliced from 4 exons. Gene Ontology annotation, molecular function: DNA-directed RNA polymerase activity; DNA binding; protein dimerization activity. The record is from RefSeq and is a predicted model, not a curated record. The coding region runs from base 282 to 728 and encodes 148 amino acids. Gene Ontology annotation, cellular component: RNA polymerase III complex; RNA polymerase I complex. Gene Ontology annotation, biological process: DNA-templated transcription.
GAGUAAGAUGAGAAUCCUGUAGAUUGACCACAGAAGUUCUAGAAAACUGCGAAACUUUUAUGGAAAGCAGUAGGGAAAAAUAGAUGGGGAGUUGGAUUUCACACGAAGUCCCAAGUGAUAUAAUGCAUGGCCUCAGGCAUAAGGCCGAAACAUCAAAUCUCUUAUCUACACGUGACCAUUGAUAAAAUUUAUCAAAAUUAUCAAUCUUGCAGUUCUUCACCAGCUAGACAUUCCUUUGCGCCCAUCCAUCUCACGAUAAUACCCCCUCAAACAGAUUGACAAUGGCACCACGAAAGAAGGAAGUAGAGGCAUCUGCACCAGCGCCUGCAGAAGAUGUAUCGAUGGAGGAAGUGCCAGCAGAAACUGAAGGCGAGACCCUCAUGCGCGAAGAUCCGCACAACCCCGCUGCGAUGAUGUUCCAAGAACAGAGACUUCGUAUUCUUCCUGGAUCGAGUGAUAAGGCUGCAUCUUUUGAGUUUAAGAAAGAAGAUCACACGUUAGGAAAUGCGUUGAGAUACAUCAUCAUGAAGAAUCCUGAUGUUGAGUUCUGCGGUUAUUCGAUACCACAUCCUUCGGAAGAGUUAAUGAACAUUCGAAUUCAAACAUAUGAUAAUUCAGCUGAAGAUGCUUUAAGAAAGGGGUUAGAUGAUUUGAUAGAUCUUUGUGAUGUGGUUGCCGAUAAAUUCACAGCAGCACGGGAGCAGCAUGCCUCUCAGAUGGAAUCGUAAACAACGUAAUGUAUUGGGGCCAAUAACUUAGAAAUCACGGCAAUGGCA